AUAUGUAUAUAAAAAAAACAAUUGACCACGAGGCUGAAAUUAAAAACAAACGUAAAACACAAGUUACACAAAUUAAAUAAAAUUAAAUAAAAAUUAAAAUACAAAAAUGUAUUUAAUGUAUUAUUUAAAUAAAGAUGGAAAUCGAGUAUACACAUUAAAGAAAAUUGAUCCAAAUGGAAAACCGACAUUAUCAGCCCAUCCAGCUCGAUUUUCUCCAGAAGAUAAAUAUUCAAGAGAAAGAAUAACAUUAAAAAGAAGAUUUGGUUUGUUACUCACACAACAACCAGCACCUACUUAUUAAUAUUUUACUUAAUUUCAUAUGUAUCAUAUGUAUCUCUAUUUAAUGUAAAUUAUAUUUGAAAUACAAUAAAUAUUUUAUAUGUAAUGGAUUAA
Molecule: messenger RNA, 393 nt
Organism: Apis mellifera (honey bee)
Lineage: Eukaryota; Metazoa; Arthropoda; Insecta; Hymenoptera; Apidae
Gene: Nop10
Product: H/ACA ribonucleoprotein complex subunit 3
Exons: 3
Coding region: 107-301 (64 amino acids)
Biological process (GO): snRNA pseudouridine synthesis; positive regulation of telomerase RNA localization to Cajal body; ribosome biogenesis
Cellular component (GO): box H/ACA telomerase RNP complex; box H/ACA snoRNP complex
Molecular function (GO): telomerase RNA binding; box H/ACA snoRNA binding
Source: RefSeq, a predicted model, not a curated record